GCCGAGCUGCAGAAGUGUGUGUUUGCAGACUCGCUGGUGACUGUAUCAGAGGGGGGGAGAGAGCUGGGGGAGUUCAGUGUGACGGUGGAGUUUGCCCAGAGAGAGCAGCCAUGCAUGAUGCUUCAUGCUCAGAGCCACGGAGCCAUUGACGACUGCCCCUGUGGGACAGCAGUGACAGCCUACCUAACAACUGACCUGGAGGUGCUGGAGGAAGAUCACCAUGAAUAUGUCAAGCUCGAGGGCCAUAGUGUGGACAAGAGGUGUCACAUGGUGCAGCGUGAUGGGCUGAUGGUGAUCCAUAAGGUUACGACUGUGGGAGAGGAGGUGACAGAAGAGAGCAUGUCCUACCCCAUGUCUGUCCUGAGAGGGCUGGUAACUGAGGGCUCCAGCUUGCUGCUGAUGCGCCUGAUCGCUCUGAGGAGGAAGAUGCCAGAAAACAUGACGUUUGUUUCCUUAGACCCAGGAUUACACAUAAUUAACACCUCUUUUAGAGAGCUGAGUCAAAGGCAGCUAGAGGUCGGGGCUGAGCUCCUGGAUGUAUUUGGGGUAGAGAGGAUUAUUCAGUCCACGGAGGGCAACUCCAGUACCUGGCAAUGCUACUUCCUGGAUGAUGGGCAUCUGGUGACCAGAGUUCAGGUGGGGUCACCAGUCACCAUGAGACUUCUAGAGUUGCCAUCAAAGGCAGAAAAAGUAGAUUUCAAGAAGAUCCCCCUUGUGUGGGAGGAAGACAUGCAGAUGCGUUCUAAGUUCCUGGACAGAAAGGAAGAGCUAAAGGCCGACCACUCCUCAUACUUGAGACAGCAUCCAGAGAUUCGAGCACUAAUAUCUGACUUCCUGCAGUUGCUGUUAUUGAGGAAACCAGACGACGUCUUUCUGUUUGCCAGAGAGUACUUCACCCCUUUUGCCUCCAAUCAUCCUGCAGACGCAGACCAGGAAGCCCAGUCCCUCUAGUCACAUUAUCACAUGCUCACAAACUGUCUCUUUAUAAGCUUCAUAUAUGUUUGUUCAUGAGAAUAAUCUUCACUGACAUUUAGAAAGUUAUUUUGUUUUUUAUUCCGAGUGACUGACUAUUAGUUGUAUCUGUGGACAUUUGGUGGAGAGGAACACAAACGAUCAAAACUCAAACUUUGUGAUCUUUCCAGUAAGAGAGAUAAAUAAAGUUUGGGUGGUUUUCAGUUUCA
Molecule: messenger RNA, 1181 nt
Organism: Neolamprologus brichardi
Lineage: Eukaryota; Metazoa; Chordata; Actinopteri; Cichliformes; Cichlidae
Source: RefSeq, a predicted model, not a curated record